Molecule: messenger RNA, 1688 nt
Organism: Gymnodraco acuticeps
Lineage: Eukaryota; Metazoa; Chordata; Actinopteri; Perciformes; Bathydraconidae
Exons: 5
Coding region: 681-1688 (335 amino acids)
Source: RefSeq, a predicted model, not a curated record
AUUGCACCGGAAGAUCAGAGGGGGCGCUAUUAAGCGCGGAUGGAAGUUCUCCUCUCCCUCUUCUACCAGUGUUACUUGUUGAUGGAAGCAUUCUCUCAGACACACGACAAAGAAGGUGGACCAUGGCAACCUCGGCAGUUCUCAGAGUCAUCCUGGGGGAGAACAGCAGCCAGAGAGUGGUCCUUCCCUUGGGCCUGCCAGAUACCGUGACUGAACUGGAGAAUGAGAUAAGGAGGCAGUGUCAACUUCAGGACCUGUUUCGACUGCAGUUCAUGGAUGAACUUUUUGGAAACAUCUUCCAGGACUUGACUUCCAUGGAAGAAAUACAAGACAGAGCUACAGUCAAAGUGCUGUCCCUCAGACCUGUUGUUGCUGUGAGCUGUGACAAUGGCCCAUUAACUCCGACACACGUUCCUAAUCACGCUGGUGAACCCUCAUCCGUUUCACCUGCUGACACUACUGUGAUGCUCUCAUCUCAAGAGUCCGUUUCCCCUAGGUCUUCUUGGCCAGAGGUAUUCCACAUUCCCCGUUUUACUUAUGAUGCAGAGCUGAAGCUUGAGCAGGCCAACCAAGUCUACAGAGAAGAAGGGACGCGGCUGAUCCCUGAUCCAAAGCUGAGGUCUGACAUACUUCAGGGUUUGAACUAGGAGAUAGUCCAAUACAAAGUCUAUUUCGCAGACAUGGAUGCUGAGAAAAUCGCACAGGCGCUCAUCCAGAAACAUCCUUGCUUAACAGAGGUAGCCUCUGAGACUGGAUAUUCUGGAUGGGUAAGGAGUAUUAAAAAUAAGCUGUCCAAUUAUCGCACAAUUCUCCGGAAGAUGGGAUGUCGGGAAGUGACUGUAAAUGCCUUGAAGCACAAACCAGAUGGCAGACGCAGUCCUGCCUUUGCUGUUAAGAAGCCAAAGAGAGGUGAAGUGGCUUGCUGCCCCUCCUUUCUGAGUGGAGAAGAUGACGAUUCACUGGAAAACAUCAGAGUUGAACUUCUGUCUGAUAUCAAGAAGCGUAACAACAGAGAGACUGUUAAGAUGAAAAUGCAGAGAACAUUCGCUUUAAGAAGACACGAAGCCAUUGGUUGUGAUCCCAUGAUCAGCGACUUCACAAUGAGAUGGCCAGCUCUCUUUGAUGUGACUGAGAUUAAUGCUGAGUUCAAACGGAUCACCACAAUUCCUCUGCAGUCUAAGUUCCUAUCACAGCUGGACCUGUACUCUGCAAACCUGCUGAAGAUGUUUGAAAGCACAACUGGGCAGAAAGGGAAAAAACUGAAAGCGUUGACUAACAACAUGGACACAGAUGACAUUGAUGCGGGAAGGGACCUCCUAAUUAAAGGACUCUGCCUCUACCUCAACGAGGAUCCUGGAGACCUUGUGCAGGAGUUCAUAGAUGUGGAUGAGACGAUCGUUGAAGGUGCGAUUGAGAAGACCACCAUGGGGAUCUUCACCCUAAAAAACACCGCCAGUGAGGACGAUGUCAGAAUUGUCCUGGAGGGGGUCACAGUCAUACAAGAUCUGGAGACUGUGGCUUUUGCAUCCGCCAUGUUGUUGGGACUGAUUUACUCUCUGAACCUGAGUUACCCAAAAAAGCUCAGCUGCACAUUUGAGGUACUGCAGAAGAUCAUAAUGGAGUUGGAUGGUGGGGUCCUCUCCUACAAAGCACAAAGCUUGAAGACCAAGCUACACCAGUGUGAGUAA